This is a messenger RNA of Sciurus carolinensis (gray squirrel), 2358 nucleotides long. RefSeq names its product mediator of RNA polymerase II transcription subunit 13-like. Lineage: Eukaryota; Metazoa; Chordata; Mammalia; Rodentia; Sciuridae. The record is from RefSeq and is a predicted model, not a curated record. Gene Ontology annotation, biological process: regulation of transcription by RNA polymerase II. Gene Ontology annotation, molecular function: transcription coregulator activity. Gene Ontology annotation, cellular component: mediator complex. The transcript is spliced from 13 exons.
AUGUUUAUGAUGUGUAGGCUUGGGCAGCACAAGCCCAUCUGCAAAGUGCUACGUGAUGGCAUCAUGCAUGUGGGAAAGACCGUGGCACAGAAGCUGACGGAUGAGCUUGUGAGCGAAUGGUUCAACCAGCCUUGGAGCAGUGAGGAGAACGACAAUCAUUCCAGACUCAGACUUUACGUGCAAGUCUGCCGCCAUCACCUAGCACCUUAUUUAACCACUCUGCAGCUGGACAGCAGCCUGUUGAUCUCACCUAAAUACCAGACCGCACCAGCAGCAACACAGGGACAAGCUCCGUCUGGGAAUGCUGGGCCUUUAGCUUCAAAUUCAGGAUCAGCGGCUCCUGCAGCUGGCAGUGCAUUCAAUCCCACCUCCAAUGGUAGUUCUGCAAAUCCCGCGACAAGUAGUUCCACAUCUGGCUCCUCCGUGCCACCGGUCUCGUCAUCUGCUCCUGCUCUGGGUAUUAACCAGAUGAGCACUACCUCUUCCUCAGGACUCAGCGGUAGUGUUGGAGGGCAGAACCCCAAUGUUGGGGGCAGUGCCACCGAUAGAAUACAAGGGAACCUGGGCUGUGGUGGAGACCCUGAGCUUGGGCAGAACUCCGCCCAGCCUGCACAGGAUGGACAAGAAAGUGUUACAGAGAGGGAGAGAAUAGGAAUUCCCACGGAGCCUGACUCUGCAGACAGCCAAGCCUACCCUCCAGCUGUUGUCAUUUACAUGGUGGACCCCUUCACCUACACUUUGGAGGAAGACUCCACAUCUGGAAACUUCUGGCCCUUGAGCUUGAUGCGCUGCUAUACAGAAAUGCUGGAUAAUUUACCCGAGCAUAUGAGAAAUUCUUUCAUUCUCCAGAUUGUGCCUUGCCAGUACAUGCUGCAGACAGUGAAGGAUGAGCAAGUUUUCUACAUUCAAUACUUGAAGUCCAUGGCAUUUUCAGUGUACUGCCAGUGCAGGUGACCUCUGCCUACACAGAUCCACAUUAAAUCACUCACAGAAUUUGGGCCUGCAGCCAGCAUUGAGAUGACCCUCAAGAACCCUGAACGGCCCAGCCCAGUUCAGCUUUACUCCCCUCCCUUUAUAUUGGCCCCAAUCAAAGACAAAUCAAAGCAGACAGAGCUGGGAGAGAACUUUGGUGAGGCCAGCCAGAAAUACAAUGUGCUCUUUGUGGGCUAUUGUCUGUCUCAUGACCAGCUCUGGCUCUUGGCUUCCUGCACUGACCUCCAUGGGGAGUUAUUAGAGACCUGCGUUGUGAAUAUUGCUUUACCAAACAGGUGAGAGGCCUUGAUGGAACCCUUCUCCAUGUCUUGCUUUGUUAAGUCACGGAAGAGUAAAGUGUCUGCACAGAAGAUUGGACUGCAGAAGCUCUGGGAAUGGUGCGUGGGCAUCGUGCAGAUGACAUCUCUGCCCUGGAGAGUUGUGAUUGGGCGACUGGGGCGUCUUGGCCAUGGGGAGCUUAAGGAUUGGAGUAUCCUCCUUGGAGAAUGUUCACUACAGACAAUCAGCAAACAGCUCAAGGAUGUGUGCCGGAUGUGUGGGAUCUCUGCUGCAGACUCUCCUUCUAUCCUUAGUGCCUGCCUGGUUGCCAUGGAGCCCCAGGGGUCCUUUGUAGUGAUGCCAGAUGCUGUCACAAUGGGCUCUGUUUUUGGUCGAAGUACUGCUCUGAACAUGCAGUCUUCCCAGCUGAACACCCCUCAGGAUGCUUCUUGUACACACAUCUUGGUGUUCCCAACCUCGUGAACCAUCCAGGUGGCCCCAGCAAACUACCCCAAUGAAGAUGGAUUCAGUCCUAACAAUGAUGAUAUGUUUGUUGACCUUCCAUUCCCAGAUGAUAUGGACAAUGACAUUGGCAUAUUAUUGACUGGGAACCUCCAUUCCUCUCCCAACUCCUCCCCAGUUCCCUCUCCAGGCUCUCCUUCUGGAAUUGGUGUGGGCUCUCACUUCCAGUACAGUCGGAGCCAGGGUGAGCGUCUUCUCUCUCAAGAGGCACCUGAGGAGCUCAAGCAGCAGCCCUUGGCCCUUGGGUAUUUUGUGUCAACUGUCAAAGCUGAGAAUCUCCCCCAGUGGUUUUGGUCAUCAUGUCCCCAGGCUCAGAACCAGUGCCCUCUCUUCCUAAAGGCUUCAUUACAUCACCACAUCUCUGUAGCACAGAUGGACGAACUUCUCCCUGCCAGGAAUUCUCAACGGGUUCCACACCCUCUGGACUCCAAGACCACAUCUGAUGUUUUAAGGUUUGUUUUGGAGCAGUACAACGCACUGUCCUGGCUCACGUGCAAUCCAGCCACCCAGGACCGCACUUCCUGCCUUCCCAUCCACUUUAUGGUGCUCACUUGGUUGUACAAUACCAUCAUGAAUAUACUUUAA